Hibiscus syriacus is the source of this 920-nucleotide messenger RNA. RefSeq lists its product as uncharacterized. The transcript is spliced from 7 exons. NCBI's taxonomy places the organism in Eukaryota, Viridiplantae, Streptophyta, Magnoliopsida, Malvales, Malvaceae. Gene Ontology annotation, biological process: ceramide metabolic process. Gene Ontology annotation, cellular component: membrane. The coding region runs from base 33 to 905 and encodes 290 amino acids. The record is from RefSeq and is a predicted model, not a curated record. Gene Ontology annotation, molecular function: hydrolase activity, acting on carbon-nitrogen (but not peptide) bonds, in linear amides.
UUUCCACUCCAGCGCCAAAAGAAGAAGAGACCAUGAGGAAACGCACCCUUUACGCUUGGGGAGUCGCUAUUGUAUGUUUCCUGGUGUUAAUGAUCGUCACUCCAGCUAUCCCCCAGUCUCAAGAGUACCACGAUUUCGCCGAUCAACUCGAUUUCUUUGGUAUACCCAAUACGUUAAAUGUGGUUUCGAAUUUUCCCUUUCUAGUUAUUGGUGUUAUAGGUCUUGUAUUGUGUUUUUAUAAGGAUUAUUUCAAGUUUAGUUUGCAAGGGGAACUAUGGGGUUGGACUUGUUUUUUCAUUGGUGUGGCUGCUGUUGGGGUUGGUUCCUCAUACUAUCAUCUCGACCCGGAUGAUGCUCGGCUCGUGUGGGAUAGAUUACCAAUGACAAUUGCAUUCACAUCGAUCGUGGCAAUAUUUAUCAUUGAAAGAAUUGAUGAGCAAAAGGGAACAGUUUCCAUCAUACCACUUCUGCUGGCUGGUGUAAUCAGUAUCUUGUACUGGAGGUUUUUUGAUGACCUCCGACUUUAUGGCGUUGUCCAGUUUGUUCCUUGCAUUGCCAUCCCCCUCAUGGCUAUCUUGUUGCCGCCAAUGUACACACAUUCUGCAUAUUGGCUUUGGGCAGCAGGAUUCUAUCUUUUAGCUAAGAUAGAAGAAGCAAUGGAUAAAGUAAUAUACAAAUGGACCCAUCAUGUUGUAAGUGGGCACACCCUUAAGCACUUGUGUGCUGCCAUGGUUCCUGUGUUUUUGACACUUAUGCUGGCGAAGAGGACGAUUGAAACAAACAGGAUAAGCCUACUGAAGACAUGGAAGGUUUCGUGGACAGAGGUGAAUGGAAAUGGUUGCCAGGUGGAAAGUAGGGAGUACGCCUACACCAGUGUUCAGUCAGAGGAUUCACAUUCACGUUGAGCUGCAAUUAUAUUU